Molecule: messenger RNA, 2800 nt
Organism: Rhinichthys klamathensis goyatoka
Lineage: Eukaryota; Metazoa; Chordata; Actinopteri; Cypriniformes; Leuciscidae
Gene: tcirg1b
Product: T cell immune regulator 1, ATPase H+ transporting V0 subunit a3b
Exons: 20
Coding region: 144-2606 (820 amino acids)
Biological process (GO): vacuolar acidification; proton transmembrane transport
Cellular component (GO): vacuolar proton-transporting V-type ATPase, V0 domain; vacuolar proton-transporting V-type ATPase complex; plasma membrane
Molecular function (GO): proton-transporting ATPase activity, rotational mechanism; ATPase binding
Source: RefSeq, a predicted model, not a curated record
UCACUCUCAGUCCAGCGGUUAUAACUUUGGCAUAUUCCUUCAUGAAGACACAUUGUGCGCUCCGUUACAAGACCUUCAUCGCCAAGGGAUAAAAGCCGGUCUUUGUUGGUGUCGUCGCUCCUGUCGGUGUUUAUCCUCCGGUCAUGGGCUCUCUGUUUCGCAGUGAAGAGGUCUGUCUGGUGCAGCUCUUCCUCCAGUCCGGAUCCGCCUACAACUGCGUCAGUGAACUGGGAGAGCUGGGAAUAGUGGAGUUCAGAGACCUGAAUCCAAAUGUCAACGCGUUCCAGAGGAAGUUUGUGAACGAAGUGAGGCGAUGCGAGGAGCUGGAGAAGACCUUCGUGUUCCUGGAGCAGGAGAUAGUGCGCAGCCUGUCCCAGACGCUGCAGGCCCCGAGCCCGGCCCCCCCGGCCCCUCAGCCCCGAGAGCUGCUCACCAUCGAGGAGGACAGCGAGCGCCUGGCCCGCGAGCUCAGGGAGGUGUCCAGGAACAGAGACAGUCUGCGCUCUCAGUUCACUCAGCUGUGUCAGUACCGGGGCGUCCUCAAGCAGACUCACUCGCUCACCGCAUCACAGGGCCCGCUGGUGUCGUUCGAGCCCGCUGCUCUGGCGGAGAACAGGCAGGACGUGCGGCUCAGCUUCGUGGCCGGCGUGGUCCACCCGUGGAAGGUGCCGGCCUUCGAGCGGCUGCUGUGGCGCGCGUGUCGAGGAUACAUCAUCGUGGACUUCCAUGAGAUGGAGGAAAAGCUGGAGCACCCCGACUCUGGCGAGGAUGUGCAGUGGACCGUGUUUUUAAUCUCGUUCUGGGGAGACCAGAUCGGGCAGAAGGUGAAGAAGAUCUGUGACUGCUUCCACACACAAACCUUCCCCUACCCGGAGAACCAGGCCGAGAGGGAGGACACCCUCAAUGGGCUGCGAGGGAGGAUCGAGGACAUCCGAUCCGUGAUGGGCGAGACGGAGCAGUACCUGCAGCAGCUGCUGGCCCGAGCACUGGUCCGGCUGCCAGAGUGGCUGGUUCAGGUGCAGAAGUGCAAGGCUGUGCAGACGGUGCUGAACCUCUGCAGUCCCUCUGUCACCGACAAGUGUCUGAUCGCAGAGGCCUGGUGUCCUGUCAGCCAGCUAACCGCCCUGCAGAGCGCCCUGAGAGAGGGAGGGAGGAAGAGUGGCAGUAGUGUGGACUCGUUCUACAACCGUUUGCCGGCCACCUCUUCCCCCCCGACUCUCUUCCCCACCAACGCCUUCACUGCAGGAUUCCAGAACAUCGUCGAUGCGUAUGGAGUGGCGAGUUACAGGGAGGUGAACCCAGCCAUCUACACCAUCAUCACAUUCCCCUUCCUGUUUGCGGUGAUGUUCGGGGACGUGGGUCACGGCCUGCUGAUGGCACUGGCGGGUCUCUGGAUGGUUCUGGAGGAGAAGGAUCCAAAAAUGAGGAAAAAUACCAAUGAAAUCUGGAGUAUGAUGUUUGGCGGCCGAUACCUCAUUCUGCUGAUGGGUCUGUUCUCCAUCUACACCGGAGCCAUUUACAACGAGUGUUUCAGCAGAGGCCUCAACACCUUCUCCUCAGGCUGGCACAUCCGGCCCAAUGCAGAGCACUACAACUGGACUGAGGAGACUUUCCGAACUAACCAGUAUCUGGUGCUGGAUGCCAACGUCACAGGCGUUUUCACUGGCCCUUAUCCUUUUGGAAUUGAUCCCAUUUGGGGUCUGGCCAACAAUCACCUGACGUUCCUCAACAGCUAUAAGAUGAAGAUGUCCGUCAUUAUCGGAGUCAUCCAUAUGACCUUCGGUGUGUGUUUAUCCCUCUUCAACUUCAUACACUUCCGGGACAUCGGCAGCGUGUUUCUGGUGCUGAUCCCGGAGCUGUGUUUCUUGCUGUGUCUGUUUGGAUACCUGAUCUUCAUGGUGGUGUAUAAGUGGGUGGUGUUCGGGCCGGUGAACUCUGACUCCGCCCCCAGCAUCCUCAUCCACUUCAUAGACAUGUUCCUGUUCACUGAGAACAAGGACAACAAACCGCUCUACACGGGACAGAUGGUGGUGCAGAAGGUUCUGGUGGUGGUGGCUGUGCUGUCGGUUCCUGUGCUGCUCCUGGGGAAGCCGACGCAAGAGUACAUCACACACCGGAUGAAGAGGACUCAGCCCUCAGGAGACAGGCGUCCUCUGCUAGCAGAAAACGGCUCUAUUAAUGCCCACCAGGGAGAGGAGGAUGCAAGAGGAGAGGAGGAGGAGUUUGAUGCGGCGAGUGUGUUCAUGCACCAGGCGAUACACACCAUCGAAUACUGUCUGGGCUGCAUCUCCAACACCGCCUCCUACCUGCGGCUCUGGGCGCUCAGCCUCGCUCACGCCCAGCUGUCGGAGGUGCUGUGGCUGAUGGUGAUGCGGAUCUCCUUCCAGCAGCUCAGUUAUCUGGGCUCCAUCAUCAUGGUGUUUAUAUUCGCUGCGUUCGCUGUGCUGACCGUCUCUAUCCUGCUCAUCAUGGAGGGACUGUCCGCUUUCCUGCACGCUCUCCGACUGCACUGGGUGGAGUUUCAGAAUAAGUUCUACAGUGGCUCUGGCUAUAAGCUCAGUCCGUUUGCCUUCUCGUCGGGAUUCAGCGGCUCCUCCCUCCAGUGACCCAUGAUCCUCUGCUCACGGGACUCUGCUAGCGUUACUAGCGAACUGUGCUAGCGUCACUUGGCUGGGGCCACAAAACAUUUUAAAGUGCAUCAUUGAAGCAUCUUUCUUUUAUAUUUUAAACAUGAAUACAACUGUACAAAAAAACUCAGAGUUGAAAGUGUUAUGAAUCCACAUCCAUAUCUUUGACACUU